AUGCCCUUUGGUCGCAAGAGCACCAAGGUGAAAAAGGACAAGGGCAAGAAGAAGAAGGGUGCUGUCGAGCGCGGCGAUUUCAUGAGCGAACCCACCGGUGGAUGGCUUCAUGAUCAGCAAGCUCUGAACUUUGGCAAGGGUAUCUUCUACUCCUAUCCCGUCCGCUAUGUGGGCUCGAUCCAAGUGGUUCAGUCCCUUCGCUCCCUAUCCACCCCGGAGAAAACUGCCAUCUGCCGAGAGGCUAUCAAUCGCACGGGUGAAGCCGCCAAGCUCAUCAAGGUCAAGCGCAAAGCCCCACCCCGUGCCAAGGAGUUCCUCGCAGACACACCGUUCUUGAAGGUCCUGGACCUUAAAAUCAACAUCUCUGCCAAGGGCAUCGUCACUACCUCAAUUCCCAAACGCGAGAUCUUGGCCAAUGAUCCCAUCGCAAAGAUCAGCUUUGCUGCUGGUGGUGUUGACAAGAGCUACUUUUGGUUUACCUACGUGGCCAAAGAUCGACGCGACAAUCGCUAUUGCCACGUCUUUGACGGGGGUGCUCUUGCUGAUGAUAUCUUAGCCACGCUUGGCCAAGUUUUUUCGCUUUUGGCGACCAACAACUUGCCCGUCAAGUCGGCACCGCCCUUGCCCCCCAAUCACCCUUCUUUGCUGCAAGGAGCUGCUGCGCUGGCCGCGGCGCCCAAAAUGCCGGAAGGGGAAGGUGUGAACAUGGUGAUUGCUCAAGAAAUUCUCCAGUACGGCGACGAUGAAGAAAACUACGAAGGAAUCGAGGAUACGGGUGCGGUGAAUCCUCUCAUGCAGCAGGAGCUGGCCGCCUCUGGAGAAGCAGCGCCAGCCGCCAAACCUUUGGAGAACUAUGAAGAACUCGACGAAGAUGCCGGAGCUUUGUCUUAUGGUGACAUGGCACCCAUUUCACAACCGCACGUGGUCCCUCGCGAACGCACGGCGUCCCAGCCUGCCAUCGCCGGCAAGCGCUCGGCACCGCCGCCACCCACCCAGCAGCCCAUGGACGAGUACACGGAAAUGAGUGAUGCCAUUGAGGAAACCGCCUAUGGAGGCGCCAUCGACCUCUACGAGCACCUGCAAGGCCCCGCCACAAGCAACGGCGAAAGUCUGGCCAACUUUCUCAACGUCAAGGCCUUUUCGCGCAACAUUUACGGUGAUGAUGACGAAGACGCCUCGGACGCCAUUUAUGGCGAUGGCACGGUGGGCUGGUCCUACUUGGAUGUCAAGCCUGAAGCGGAUGAUACCUAUGGAACUCUGGCGGACUUUGCCUCGGGUCUGUAGGCCAACUUCUAGUUUGCUCGCUCCCGUUCUACCACCUCAAUGACUGCCCACCCUACUCUUUUGUCAUUUUGUUGUUGUGUAAAUUCCCCUUCUUUUCCGAGUCUUGUUGGCCCAGGCCGUGCUGUUUGCUGAUGGUUUAAUCGUCUUGUGAUAAAAGAGUCCAAAUUGUGCUAUC
This is a messenger RNA of Monosiga brevicollis MX1, 1459 nucleotides long. RefSeq lists its product as uncharacterized. The record is from RefSeq and is a predicted model, not a curated record. Lineage: Eukaryota; Choanoflagellata; Craspedida; Salpingoecidae. The coding region runs from base 1 to 1284 and encodes 427 amino acids. The transcript has 11 exons. Gene Ontology annotation, biological process: intracellular signal transduction.